This is a messenger RNA of Hydra vulgaris (swiftwater hydra), 1223 nucleotides long. RefSeq lists its product as uncharacterized. NCBI's taxonomy places the organism in Eukaryota, Metazoa, Cnidaria, Hydrozoa, Anthoathecata, Hydridae. The record is from RefSeq and is a predicted model, not a curated record.
UUGAAAAUCAGCUCAUAAAACUAAUUGCAGCUCUAUUUUUUAAUAACUGAUUUAAACAUUGAUUACCAAUUUAUUUCAAAACUAAUCGCUCUUUUAUUCGUAAAUUGAUAUUUUAAACAAUUAUGAUACCACGCGAAGGAUGCGUAAUAAUUUAGCUUAUUUAGGGACUGUCAGUCUAUGGAUUUUUGCUCAACUUUGGAAUAUAGAAGGUAUUAUGAAGUGGCCGUCCGGUAGUUAUGGACUACCACGACCUGUUAGUGGGUGUCCACAAUUUUGGAAAGAAGGAUUACGUUAUCAUGACACUGAAGAUAACAAUAGUAACAAUAAACACUCUGUGUCGUUACAUUUAUCAGGUACAGUAAACGAACAUGGUGUUCGACAAGAAUUCUGCCUUAAAGAAGAAAGCUUAUUUGAAGAAGUAGAUACUAAAUGGCCCGAUGGUCAAUAUUGCAUUUAUAAAUAUGGAGAAAGCUGUCCUAAAGAUUUUACGGAAGGUUGGGUAUUCUGGGAUGACGAGAACCAGGAAGAUCUAGAUGGCGGAAAUACAGUAAAAGGUUUUACCCCAGAAGGGGUGUAUGAACUCGAUACUCUUAUUUACUAUUGUUGUAUUGAUAAAGGCAAUAAAAAUAUUCCAAUAGAACUACCGUUAGAUUUACCGUUUUUUUUAAUUGCAUAUAAAUCGAAAGAAUGUCAAGCAGUUUUAGGAACUACUCCCGUAUUAGAAUAUAUUGAAUGGGAUGAUGAAGAUCAAGGAAAUACCAAUGCACAUAGUGAAACAGCGUCCCCCUUCGGAGUUUCAGAAAACAAGAUGAACACAAAGAUCUAUUAUUGCUACUACAAUGCAGGAGGUUGUGGACGAUAUGGCGGAGUUUGUCGAAACACUACUGACAAUGAUAGCACAUUACUCGAGGGGCAAAACAUUGUUGUGGAUGAUCAAAAACGCAGUAAAAAGGCAACUUUUGUUGAGAAGACGACACGUCACUCAGUGCUUGCUGUAGCUAUUGGAUGUAGCGUUGCAGGAGCCAUACUUGGCACAGCUGCUGUCGGUAUAUUUAUACAAAAAUAUUUAAACAAAAAAAAUUCUGAUUACACUUUGGAACGUUCUUUAAAUGAAGAUGAAAUACCUCGGCCCGACCAUAUAUGGUAAAAAACAGUAACAGAUAUUUUAAAUUUAUAUGUAAAUUGUAAAUAGAGCACCAAAAUGCAUCAUUCAUAAAUUUGAA